CCGUCACGACAAUGUCGUAAAAAUCCCGUCAUCAACAACGCCAAGCUGAAAACAGACAGACUCGGGUGCUUGAUGAUGCACUUGUCGAUAUCGAAAGUACGUCCACAGCUUUAAAUGCCAGGUAUCGGUUCACGGCGAAGUUUGGAAUGGAGGCUAUGGAAGAUGAUUGUUCGGACGUAAAAGAUGACCAUAAUCAUAACUACUGUACGGCCAGUGAGGUCCAGAAGAGUUCAAGCGGACAACUCUGCGACCUAACUCCGAUCCAGCAGCCUGUCUGCUUGGCGGUACCGGGAGGUGAAGCGGGGUCAGUUCGGACGGGUUUACUAUGCCGAAGCGCAUCGGGUUCGGAGUUCAUGGACUCGGACUCGGGCAGCGAGUGCAGCGACGUCGGUGGCGAGACCGAAUGCGCGACGCCGGGCGGCGCCUCUGGCCAAGACAAACUCACUCUCGACUCGACUUCAAAGUACCUUGUCGAUGCCAUGGCCGUGGAAGACUACCGCAACAACCACUGGCCAAACCUGGAGAAGGCCAUUGAGCGCCUUCUCAUCCAAAAUCCCACAGACCACAUCUCUGUUUCAUACUCUCAAAUAUACAGUUACGUCUACAAAUGUGUUUGCCAGCAACACUCCGAGCUGCUCUACAAUGAUCUGAAAUCCAAAAUAGCAAAUCAUCUACAGCGGGUAUCCUCUGAGCUGAACGAGGUCCCACUUGAAAACCUGAUUGAAAGCUUCAACACCGCCCUGACACAAUACAUCACAUCUCUUCAGUGUAUUGUCCCAGUGUUUAUGUAUUUGAACAAGUUCUACAUUGAAUCCAAGCUCCAUCGUGACCUGAAUCAGGAUCUGAUGAACCUAUUUGCUGAUCACGUGGCGGGGAAAUAUGUCGACACACUGUUGCCUCUUCUUAUUAAAGCACACACAGUGCCCUUCAAAGUACAGCCGUCUACCAUGGCCAGUGUGGUCAAAGGCCUCCACAGCCUCCGACCAGAGUGGUCCCAGUUGGCACCUGCUCUCUUCUCUGACUUUAUUCCUCUAAUCAACCCUCCCGCUCUGGAAUCUCUGCUAUUGGACUACGCCGCUAAUGACCAGAAGCUCCAAAUGGAGCUUUCAAUGAACGGUUUUCAACGGGGUGAUCAGUCUCGCAAGAGGGCCAACGAUGACUUCUGAGUGGAAAGUGGGGAUCUGCAUUUAAACGACCCAACGGCCUCACUGAAGGACAAGGUUCAGAAUUGGCUCACGGUUGACGUAGCAUCAGAGUCGGGACGGAGCUUGUGUAAAAGGGAAUUGCGGAAAGCCGGAGCCAGGGGGUGACGCACUUCUGCCCCUACGUCACACCAGAAGGCGGAGUGGACAAUGUCAUGCCACGGCAUGUGUCAACAGGCACAUGUACACACAGUGGAGGCUCAUACAUCUUGACAGUUUUGUGUCUGACGUGCUUAAAACUGCAUGAACCAGGCGGGCCUAUAUUCCUGUGCCUCCCACUUGUUUAUACAAUCCGAGAGGACCGUUUUUCCAAAAACCGGUGACACUGAUUGUAGCGUUAACGGUUUCUGUCUUCAUGGUGUCUGUUCUGAUCAAAUAUUUCAUUCCUAACAUUACUCAUAGAAAUGUCUUGCAAAUGAUGGGGCUAACAAAAACUCGUGCUGCUAAUCACCUAUACCAGGAGUGUCAAACUCAUUUUUUUCACGGGCCGCAUUGUAGUCAUAGCUUCUUUCGGAGGGCCAUUAUGACUGUCAACCCAAAUAAAUGUAUGAGCACCUCAUAUUAUAAACAGUAAAAACUACAAAACAAACUGACAAAUAAGUCGUUUUCAAAUCAGACGAGUAAAAACUGGUCAAAUAUUAAAAAAAAAGAUAUUAAAAGUGAAGACAAUUUGCAAUUCUAGUCACGACACACGAAUUUGAUGCACAAUUUGUCUUCACGGGCCACAAAAAAUGUGGUGGGACGUAUCUGGCCCCCAGGCCUUGAGUUUGACACCUGUGACCUAUACCAUAUGUAUACCAUACCAAUCGUUUGGUUACACUUUAUACUGUGAAGUUAGCAGCAAGAACACAAAAAGUGUGUCAAGAAAUAGGAACUAAACUGUGAUUCUACAUCCAUGUUGCUUUUGUGUUGGUAUAAACCGAGCUACGAUUCGAGUAACACCAAAGAGGAUUGGCAGGAAAGUACUUAGUAUUGAUUCAAGCUAAUGUUAAAUAUGCUUGUUUACUUAUGUAUCCAGAUUAUUUUUUUUAUACAAACUAUUUUUUUGUUUUUGUUAUUGAAUUCAAAAUCUGCAUGUAGGAAGGACUUUUUAGUCACUAGAGUGCCAGAGAUCUUAUUUGCCUUAUAUGCAAAUAUCACAACAAUGUCCAGGUCGACAUGAACAGUCUAAGGUUUUUCAAAACGUCUUUAUGUACCUUUUUAUUAUGUCUGUUCCACAUUAGAUCUGAUAAAGUUUUUUGAGUGGAAAAAAAUGUGACAAACCUAUCCUCUAUAUUGCCUGGUGAGUUGGACACUAUCCCAAUAUUGGACUUUCAGAAAGAGGUUCGUGGUCAAUUAAAAGGCACUUAAGAGACAAAAAAGAAAAAUAAAUACAUUCUGGGAUGA
Molecule: messenger RNA, 2588 nt
Organism: Syngnathus typhle (broad-nosed pipefish)
Lineage: Eukaryota; Metazoa; Chordata; Actinopteri; Syngnathiformes; Syngnathidae
Gene: cacul1
Product: CDK2 associated cullin domain 1
Exons: 8
Coding region: 147-1166 (339 amino acids)
Biological process (GO): ubiquitin-dependent protein catabolic process
Molecular function (GO): ubiquitin protein ligase binding
Source: RefSeq, a predicted model, not a curated record